ACAGAUCGAAAAAGGCUUGGAUAUGAAAAGAGAGGUAUUACAACCUGUAAAGCUAAAGCUGUACAUCAGCACCUGAAAGUGUGGGAACCCCCUAACCUGAGAUGUUUUUCUGCAGUGAAACAUUUAGAGAAGUGAGACCACCCACAGACGUUCGCUCCCCUCCAGUGCACCCACCGCCCUGGGAAAGAGUCAGAAGGUAGUGAGCAGCAGAGAGUAGAAAGAGGAAGCAGCAUGUAGCUCCAGCCGAAGCUUCAGCACUUCUCUGUUUUAAACUAAUAAUGAGGUGCUCCGAGGAACGUCUCCAGCUUAGAUUAACUGUGACUGGAAGAUGACGGGACGUUUUCCCAUCAUGAGGCCGAACCUCUGCUGCACCAUCCUUCAUGUGUGCAUCUGGGCAGAGCUGCUUCUCACCUUAAACGCUGACGACGAAUGCUUCAUUGAAACUAGAGUACACGAGAAUACAUCUUAUAAAGCUGUCGUUGGAGAACAACUUGAGAUUGAAUGUAAAGUUGCCUUCUGUGAAGAAGCCCCACCAACGGUCGACUGGAUUAAACCAGAUUCCAACCAAACCAACAUCAGCAGCAGCAGUCGCAUUCAAACGAAGUGGAAACUUAUAAACAAAUCAGAAGGGAUAUCAAUUCUGGUCUUUCCCAAUAUACGUCUAAAUGACUCUGGUGUGUAUCAGUGUAAAAGUGGAGACAGUAGCAGUCAUUUAAUCAACGUCUUCGUCAAUGUUGAUGAUGGACGUGGGCGUACCACUGUUCCACAAAAGAAUGAGAGUAGCACGAAUACUGAAUCCAAAGUGGAUUCAUGGACGUACAUGUACUUUGCAGCUGGGAUCGUGCCGUUCAUCAUCAUAGUCAUAAUCAUAUCUGUAGUAUCGAUGCGUGGGUGUAAAGGGAAGUCAAAGAAAGAAACGUCAAGAGAAAAUCAGUACAUGGCAAUCCCCAUGGUGGAGCAACCCCUCCAACACGGCCGCCUCCAGCCCUCGCCAAGAGGAAGCCCCUCCGCGCCGCCAUGCCGGAGAUCCCUACGGACAAAAACACCGCCCUUACAACCCAAUGAGCUUCCUUUACCAAGAGACAAUAACCCGGUUUACAGGGUGAUAACCAGGGACAGGGAGAGACAAAGAAAUACGGCGGAGGAAGAGGGGAGUUCGAUUGUGUACGCUGCUCUGAACCAUCAACUUCCUGCCAGGGCUGCUCGGCCUCCGAGGCCCACAGAGGAGCAAUCAGAGUACGCAGCUAUCCGUGUUAAAGAAUAAACUAAAAGUAUGUUCACAGAAUCCUUAGUCUUCUUCUGACAUGGAUUUGCUCGGGGUCUUUGAAUGUUUUGUGACGUUGCACAUCCAACACUUGAAUGUACACUGCCGUUGAGUUACAUCACAUCUGAUAACAGUUUCAUGAGUUUACAAACUGUACCAUAUGCAUACUUGCCAACCCUCCCGAUUUUCGCGGGAGACUCCCGAUUUCAUUGCCCUCUCCCGGUUUCCUCCCGGGGUCAUAUUUCUCCCGCAUUUCUCCCGAUU
Messenger RNA from Trematomus bernacchii (emerald rockcod), 1528 nucleotides. RefSeq lists its product as uncharacterized. Gene Ontology annotation, biological process: immune response-regulating cell surface receptor signaling pathway. NCBI's taxonomy places the organism in Eukaryota, Metazoa, Chordata, Actinopteri, Perciformes, Nototheniidae. The record is from RefSeq and is a predicted model, not a curated record. The transcript has 6 exons. Gene Ontology annotation, cellular component: plasma membrane. Bases 329 to 1264 code for a protein of 311 amino acids. Gene Ontology annotation, molecular function: signaling receptor activity.